AUGAGGGUCAUGAUCCCCUCCCCCAUUCUCUGCCCCAUCCCCUCCCCCAUCCCCUUACCCAUCCCUUCUACAAUCGCCUCCCCCAUCCCCCUACCCAUCCCCUCUAUUUUCCCCCCUCCCAACCCUUCCACUGUCCCCUCCCCUAUUCCCGGUCCUAUCCCCUCCCCCUUCCCCUCCCCCAUCCCCUUAACCAUCCACUCUCCGAUCCCCUCCCCCAUUGCCUGCCCCAUCCCCUCCCCAUUUGCCUCCCCCAUCCCAUCUCCAUUCCCUCCCUCCCUCUCUGAUCACUUCCCCAACCCUGUCGCCUGCUCCCCCUUCGCCACCUCUAUCCAAACAUUCCCACCCUUCCCCACCUCUUUUGGAACCUCCUCCUCCUUGCUCAUGUGCUCCGCUAAUCCCCAUUUUCUGCACCGGGGCGAGAACACGAGCGGGGGAGAGAGAAAGAAUGAAGGAUAG
Closterium sp. Naga37s-1 is the source of this 456-nucleotide messenger RNA. Lineage: Eukaryota; Viridiplantae; Streptophyta; Zygnematophyceae; Desmidiales; Closteriaceae. The record is from the annotation of a GenBank genome assembly.